This is a messenger RNA of Gossypium arboreum, 1578 nucleotides long. Its product is annotated as agamous-like MADS-box protein MADS1. Lineage: Eukaryota; Viridiplantae; Streptophyta; Magnoliopsida; Malvales; Malvaceae. Gene Ontology annotation, cellular component: nucleus. The transcript is spliced from 8 exons. The record is from RefSeq and is a predicted model, not a curated record. Bases 480 to 1247 code for a protein of 255 amino acids. Gene Ontology annotation, molecular function: DNA-binding transcription factor activity, RNA polymerase II-specific; protein dimerization activity; RNA polymerase II cis-regulatory region sequence-specific DNA binding. Gene Ontology annotation, biological process: positive regulation of transcription by RNA polymerase II.
AAUAUAAUUCUCAGGUUAGAUUAUUAAAAUACUGAUAAUUUAAAAAAAAAAAUACAGCCUUCAAAAAACCCAAAUAGUACUAAAAAUAGGAUACAUGUAUGUGAAAAUGGAAGAUUAAAUUAACACAGAGCAGGUUUAUUUACAUUUAUAAAUAGAAACUCUCGACCCUUCUUUGCUUCCAUCUUCUGCAUCUCAUCUAGUCAGAGAUUUGCAGCUAAAAUGAAAAACAAAGAGAAGUAAAUAAAAAAACCCUUCUCUUUCUUUUUCUGCCUUUAAUUAUCAUACUUGCCUUUUUCUUUAAUUUUCCUUUCAAGGUUAGUUAGCCAUAAACUGAAAACAUAAUCCUUUUAAUCACUUGUUCUUGCUUCACUUACUUUGGGUUUAUUUUUUCAUUGGCUAUUUUAGCUCUCCUUUGGUCAUCAGAUUCUAUAUGUCUGCUUUUCAAAGAAGAUAGUAAAAAUGGUACUAUUGCUUUCAUCAUGGUUUAUUUUUUUCAGUUAGGAAGCAUGGUGUACCCCAACGAAUCCCUUGAAGACUCUCCCCAGAAGAAAAUGGGGAGAGGAAAGAUCGAGAUCAAGCGGAUCGAAAACACGACGAACCGCCAAGUUACCUUUUGUAAGAGGCGCAAUGGUUUGCUCAAAAAGGCUUAUGAGCUAUCGGUUCUUUGUGAUGCUGAGGUUGCUUUGAUUGUCUUCUCCAACCGUGGUCGACUCUAUGAGUAUGCCAACAAUAGUGUUAAAGCAACAAUUGAGAGGUACAAAAAGGCUUCUGAUUCCUCUAAUACUGGGUCAGUUGCUGAAGUUAAUGCUCAGUUCUAUCAACAAGAAGCUGACAAACUCCGAAAUCAAAUCCGGAAUUUGCAGAAUACAAACAGGCACAUGCUGGGGGAGUCCGUAGGGGGAUUGCCUAUGAAAGAGCUUAAGAGCUUGGAGACUCGUUUAGAAAAAGGAAUUAGCAGAAUCCGUUCCAAAAAGAAUGAGCUGUUGUUUGCUGAAAUAGAGUAUAUGCAGAAAAAGGAAAUUGACUUGCAUAACAAUAACCAACUUCUUCGAGCCAAGAUAGCUGAAAACGAGAGGAAGCAGGAGAGCAUGAAUUUGAUGCCCGGAGGUUCAAGUAAUAACUUCGAGGCCAUACAUUCUCAGCCAUAUGACUCUCGGAACUACUUCCAAGUUGAUGCCUUACAACCCGCCGCCAAUUAUUACAACCCUCAGCAGCAGCAAGACCAGAUAGUUCUUCAACUAGUCUAAUGUUGUGAGGGUGUGCAUGGUUCAUUGCUGCUGUUUCAGUUUUAGAGAAGAACAUCUUAGUAUUAUGUCAGAUGAAAGCUACUAUAUAAGGCAGGAAUAUUUAUAUUAACUUUCCUUAAAUGGAGGACCCUAGAACUCAUCUUCUGCCAUGUUUAAGAUGUGUAGAGUGUGUAAGACUGAUAAGUUUGAUUUUCAGACAAGAAUGCCCCCUUCCAUAUGCUUAGAACAUGAAUUAAGAUUCUACAAAUUAAGAUCAUAUGUAUAUCUAGGAACUAACUAAAAGCUUGUUAAGGUUGAUGUAAAAGGAAAAACUGGACUCAGAAAAUUAAAA